GAUUCAUUCCGCUGAUCAGCGGGUCGGCGGAAUGUAUAUAAACAAGAUGAAGAUCAGAAGGACGACAACAACGAUAGACCUCUUCUCAUCUCUCUUUUCUCACUAAAUCACUCUUCCUUAUCCUUCGAACACACUACAAACCCGCAAAGCUUUCCACUUUAAUCUUACCAACAUGUCUGAACACAGCGACAACCGAGUUCUCGGAGGCUACAAGGCCACCUUGUCCAACCCUAACACCAGCGACGAAGCCAAGGAACACGCUCAAGAGAUGAUCGACGAGAUGACGGGAAAGUCCCAGUCCGCCGGUCACCAGAAGAGGCAGCACGUCGACCACGAGAAGGGUUCCCACGAGACCGACGACGAGCACAACAACCGAGUCAUCGGCGGUUACCGAGCCACCCUCAACAACCCCCGAACUUCUGACUCUGCCAAGGAACACGCUCAGGCGAUGAUCGACGAGUUGACCGGCGUCCCUUCCAAGCCUUCGGGCGGCAACAAGAAGGCUCAUGGAAAGCACGACAAGGAGACUGAUGAUGAGCACGCUCACAGGAUCAUCGGAGGUCACAAGGCUAACCUCAACAACCCCAACACUUCUGAGGCGUCCAAGGAACAUUCCAGGGAGGUCUUGGAGGAGUACGGCGUGGUCCUCAAGUAGGAAGAUGUCUUCCUUACAAGGAAUUUUCCUCCUUUACCGCAAACUUGUAUUUGCUCACCUUAGGUGAUUCAUGAACUUGAUACGGCAGGAUUUAUGAGACAGACGAUAUGCAGAUU
Molecule: messenger RNA, 771 nt
Organism: Filobasidium floriforme
Lineage: Eukaryota; Fungi; Basidiomycota; Tremellomycetes; Filobasidiales; Filobasidiaceae
Exons: 6
Coding region: 173-655 (160 amino acids)
Cellular component (GO): cytoplasm
Source: RefSeq, a predicted model, not a curated record